CAUGUUGUUGGCCUAUAUUGUCAAUGUUAUUGUUAGCAGUCACUGGCCCCGCCCACAGCGGAAGUAGUCUUACAAAAGUGCUGCCUGGAGGAGGAGGAGGUCUGCUCGCAGUUUUAUUCAGGAGGACGCUUGAGAAGUUAAUGUGUGAUUUCGUUAACGGCUGGGGAAAGUAAAUGAGCAAGGGCAAUAUGUCGCGUAAAUUGCACGCGAGAAGAAUUGAAGGAAUUGACAAGAAUAUAUGGGUGGAAUUCAGUCAGCUGGCUGCUGACUAUAAGGCUGUGAACCUGGGUCAGGGCUUCCCUGAUUUCUCCCCUCCUCAUUUCAUUCAGGAGGCCUUCUGCAAAGCCCUGAAUGGAGGUUUCUCCAAGCACCAGUAUACACGCGCUUUUGGCCACCCAAAUCUUGUGAAGAUCCUGGCCAAAUUCUUCAGUAGGAUUGUUGGCCGGGAAAUAGACCCAAUGGAGGAUAUCUUGGUUUCUGUAGGAGCAUAUCAAGCACUUUUCUGCACCUUCCAAGCUCUUAUUGAUGAGGGCGAUGAGGUGAUUAUUGUGGAGCCAUUCUUUGACUGUUAUCAGCCAAUGGUAAUGAUGGCAGGCGGAACAGCUAUAUAUGUGCCCCUUAAACCAAGGGAAGGCUGUGGUCCUGUUCUAUCCAGUGCUGACUGGGUGUUGUCUCCUGAAGAGUUGGCGAGUAAAUUUAGUCCUCGUACCAAAGCCAUUGUCAUUAACACUCCUAAUAACCCUCUUGGCAAGGUCUAUCAGCAGGAGGAACUUCAGAUGAUUGCGGACUUGUGUAUUAAACAUGACGUCAUUUGCAUCAGCGAUGAGGUAUACGAGUGGCUCACAUAUGAUGGAACAAAACAUGUGAAAAUUGCCAGUCUGCCAGGUAUGUGGGAACACACUGUCACCAUUGGGAGUGCAGGCAAGACUUUCAGUGCCACAGGAUGGAAGGUGGGUUGGGCAAUGGGACCAGGGCAUAUCCUGAAGCACUUAAAAACCGUCCAUCAGAAUUCAGUGUAUCACUGUGCCACAGCUGCCCAGGAGGCUGUAGCAGUAGGUUUUCAGAGGGAAUAUUAUGUAUUUGGAUCAGAGGAAAGCUAUUUCCACCAGUUACCCAUACAUCUUCAUGAAAAGCGACUGAGGCUGGCAGAUUGUCUGAAGAGUGUUGGCCUAAAACCUGUACUACCCCAGGGAGGAUACUUCAUGAUCGCAGAUAUCUCAAAUCUUAAUGUUGACCUUACUGACCCUAGUACUAAAGAUGAACCCUAUGACUACAGAUUUGUGAAAUGGCUCAUAAAAGAGAAGGGACUGGCCACUAUCCCCGUGUCUGCAUUCUACAGCCCGGAACACAAAGACGAAUUCCAGAAAUACAUCCGAUUCUGCUUUGUAAAGGAGGACUCAACCCUGCAAGCAGCAGAGGACAUACUGAGGCAGUGGAGUGACAGCAAAUGAAAAUUCAAAAUUCAGACAGUACAGGCCUUGCACAGACUGAAAAAUCUGAAAAGCAAGAGAUCUUAUAGCAUGAUCUAAAAUGAGACUGGUUUGUAGCAGUUUGGGAUAUGAAUAGUUAUUAAAAAGAAAAGUGUUUAUUAUUAGGCUGAAGAUUGACUAUAUGCAGGACUAGCAGAUGGUGCUAAUUGCAUCACAGAACAGAGGGAUGAAAAUCUUGCAUGGCAUGUGUGGUUAAAAAAAGGAAAUGAGAAUCAGUCCCAUGAUAACAAUCAAUAUCAUAUCAUUUUAUUAUCAGUAAAAUUUUAUGCUAAAAAUAUAUUAGUGGGUGGAAUCUUUUCAGCCGGUUAAGCAUUAUUGUUCUUUGAUUGUCAUGUUCGUCCCCUUUUUUUAUUUUUUUAUGCGUUGUAUUGCCACAUACUUUCUUUCCUCUCUGGAUUAUACCUUGAACUGCAUUACUGCCUGUAAUUACUGGCUACACUCCAAGUUACAAAUUACACAUUAAUAGAUUUCACUUCAUCUUAAACUGUUUUAUUAACUUAAUGUAAGUAUUAUAUGCGGCCACUUUCAUCAUAAAAUAUUGCAAACUACAUUGUACGUCUGCAUGUAAAUCUAAAUGAGCUUUCUUUGUAGAUGGUCUGACUCUAAACACUGUCACCAAUUACAUAAGUUCUUUCACACACUUCUGCAGGAGAGAGCAAUAAUGUGUCGCACACUGGUUUGUAGGACACGGACACGGGGUUGUUGAUCAGCUUUUUUCGAAGGCUUGAUUGUGUUUAU
Molecule: messenger RNA, 2228 nt
Organism: Sinocyclocheilus rhinocerous
Lineage: Eukaryota; Metazoa; Chordata; Actinopteri; Cypriniformes; Cyprinidae
Product: kynurenine--oxoglutarate transaminase 1-like
Exons: 13
Coding region: 174-1451 (425 amino acids)
Biological process (GO): biosynthetic process
Cellular component (GO): cytoplasm; mitochondrion
Molecular function (GO): L-kynurenine:2-oxoglutarate transaminase activity; pyridoxal phosphate binding
Source: RefSeq, a predicted model, not a curated record